Zingiber officinale is the source of this 1638-nucleotide messenger RNA. RefSeq lists its product as uncharacterized. Bases 280 to 1119 code for a protein of 279 amino acids. Lineage: Eukaryota; Viridiplantae; Streptophyta; Magnoliopsida; Zingiberales; Zingiberaceae. Gene Ontology annotation, molecular function: ribonuclease P RNA binding. Gene Ontology annotation, cellular component: ribonuclease P complex; ribonuclease MRP complex. The record is from RefSeq and is a predicted model, not a curated record. Gene Ontology annotation, biological process: tRNA 5'-leader removal; rRNA processing. The transcript has 7 exons.
AAUUAAAUUGUGCAUUCAAUCGGACCGAACCAGUCGUCAUGGCUGGGUUAGCAAAUUAGGGUUUAUUUACAUUACUGCCGGCACCGCCGCUGCGCUGCCCUCCGCGAUCUCCUCUUUUCCGGCGACCUAACCGCCAGUCCUCCUCCUCCUAACCAGCCGGAGGCCCUUCCCCUUUCCUCCUUCUUCCUUCCGCCCUCUACGCCAACCUCAGUCAUCGAAGCCAACCGGCCGUAUUUCCUCGUCCCAGUUCCGACUACCACCUCCGCCGCCUUGGCCCUGAUGGCAUCGACGUCCGACUGUGUCACGCCGGUUGCUUCCGAUCGGAAGAGACGCGCCCUCGAAGCUCUCGAAAAGAGGUUCGCCUUCGAGGCAGAGCGUCGCCAGGAGAGCGUAAAGUCGAAGCGAAUAAAGGAGUCGGAGAGUGUAGGCGGAGUUGAGCAGAGGAAGGAAGAGAAAAGGAAUGCGAAGCUUGUGCCGAGCUCAGAGGUUGACGGUGGAUCUGAGCGGAGAACACGAGGCAAGGCUUCUGCCUCUUCUUCAUCUAGAAAAGAUGUUCACCCUGUUUAUUCAGAGAUUUCUGGGAUUGUUGAUGCCAAUUUGCUACAACUUAAUGAUCUAAAGGCUCCGAAUGCAAGGGAUACUGUAAGCAAAAUUGUGAAUGAUAUUGUUGCAAAGGGUGAUGAGGCCAAUAAGUACACAAGGCAUGGAAAAAGCUUGAAAAUCGACAAUUUGAUCUAUCUUGAUCAAUUAAUCUCAAAGGAUGAUAGUUUGAAAGAUGCUCGCCUGAAGGCUUUAAUGAGCCACUCAAAACGGUCAAGGAACCACAUGUCCAAUAGACAACACAGGAAGUGUGGAUCAUUCAACCUACCAAGAGAGUUCCACAAAUUUGAUCUCUUCACACCAAUGCAUGAAAUGUGGAAAGGAUACAUUGUCGAGCUUAUGAAAGAAGUGGGGAAAAAACAAUUGAAUGAGUGCCUUCUCAAUGCAGACUUGCAUGGUGCUUUCCUUUUGGUUUAUCUACUUGUGGAUGAUACUUUCUUAAUGUGUUAUUCUAGUUGUCGAAUGCAAAACAAGUGCCUACAAAGGCGAAAGUGGUAUUAUGAUUCGAGAGACUUCUGAGACCUUUGGAAUAAUUACAAAAGAAAACCGGUUCCGAGUUGUUCCCAAAGUGGGUUCUGUCUUCAUUUUUCAAGCUGAUUGUUGGAAGAUCACAUUGCACGGCGACAAGUUAUCAAAAAGGUCGACGAACAAGCUGAAACCCUAGCCAGCUAACAAGGUAUCUACUUUAUGGAAGUGAUGUUUUGCUACCCAGUUUUUUGUAUGCAGAUCACUCGACAAGUGCUAUGUAGCUGUAGAUAAAAUGCACCCGAUGUUUUGAAACCUUCAGCAAGAGAAAAUUUGUUAGUUUUGCAAUUUCCAGCAUAUUGUCAGUUCAGUGUUCCUACCUGAGAUGGGGCCUCAGGUGAUAUGUGUCGCACUUUAUGCCUUUGCUGGUGUUUCUUCUGAUUUUCCUGUGAACGUGUUGGGAAAAUCGGGAGUGACAUGACCGUGUGUUCUUCAUUUCUGGGAAGCUUCUUUACUUUUCAGAGAAGUUUAACAAAUUUCUCAGUUCUUAGAACUCUGGUUACCUGUGCCGAU